Messenger RNA from Drosophila ananassae, 602 nucleotides. RefSeq lists its product as uncharacterized. The transcript is spliced from 2 exons. The record is from RefSeq and is a predicted model, not a curated record. NCBI's taxonomy places the organism in Eukaryota, Metazoa, Arthropoda, Insecta, Diptera, Drosophilidae. Bases 77 to 559 code for a protein of 160 amino acids.
AGGGAACUGUCAUUGCUCCUGUCACUGUCAACUUGAGUUAAGGUGCAAAUUUUUAUUCACUUUUAUUCUAAUCGCCAUGGAUCCAAAUCAAAAUCGAAGCCCUAACUCCAAUUCUAACGAGGAAAAUCCGCCAGUGCCAGUGCCAGUGCCAGUGCCAGUGCCGACCCACGCUAGUUAUUUUCAGGGAAUCGAGGGACUUUUUGCCGAUAUGGGACUAAUAGCUGAUCCAGACACUUGGGAAGUACUUCGCGACAUGGCCUACGGCAUGGAUCCGACUAGUCUCCCGGAUGACUUUUAUUUGGAGAGUCUGGAUAAUAGUUUCUGCUUUUAUAUCAUGGGUCUGAGCGUUGAUUUAUAUCCAGUGGCUCCAUGUCCUCCACCGACUACUCCAGUGGCCCAGACCCAGCGUUCCGGCUCGACUCGUCCGAUUCCAUUGCCCCAUUUGGGAGAAGAAGAAGGUGUAGCUAUGAUGGCCAUGUCCGAUACGGAUGAAGAUUUUGUGGAAAUUGAUAUCUCAUUCGACGUCCUCCAUUAUCCAGAUGAUAAUGACAUGGAAUAAUAGGUUUUUAGCUCUACCAAUAAACAUAAUCAUUGAAAAUUAA